AGCAUGGGCACUGCGGAAACUCUUUUUUUUCUUCAAACCACAGUUCAUCGUCGAGGAGCGUUCGCGUUUCGCAUCGGACGAUGCAUUCUAGAUGGCCUGGACGGACACCAAUGGCCAGCGUGUCGGAUACACGAAGCUCUGCGACACUCUGCAGCGUCAACGCAUGGCUCGUGACACACGAGAUGCUGCCGCUGCACGCUCGUUCUUCGAUGGCAACCUCGACCACCCUGAUGCACAAGGAAUAUUCAGGUAUGCAAAGUCUGGUGUUUCGAAGCUGAUGAGCAAGGAUGUCGAUGUCGCUCGCAAGUGGAGGGAGUUGCUUACUGUCAACGUUGCACUCGCUCAGCGCUGGGAGGGUUCACGAGAUCCGAGUCUGCCACAGCGGCACCCAUCAUCACUGCCAGCAUGAUUACUAGUA
Suillus bovinus is the source of this 418-nucleotide messenger RNA. RefSeq lists its product as uncharacterized. The transcript has 2 exons. NCBI's taxonomy places the organism in Eukaryota, Fungi, Basidiomycota, Agaricomycetes, Boletales, Suillaceae. The record is from RefSeq and is a predicted model, not a curated record. The coding region runs from base 92 to 409 and encodes 105 amino acids.